UUAACCUUUUCUCAUCCCGCCCAUGUUCAUAAACGGCCAGGCGGGAGUGCUGCCGAUGCGGGUGGACGUUUCUAAACAUCCCCCCAGCAUCCACUGCCUGUGCGCACUUCCUGGGAGCGCGCGGCACCAAGAUCAGUGCCCGCUGUGUCCGGAGGACACAGAUCGCUGUACGGGACCUCUGUGUGAGGUCCCAAUUCAUGUGAUCACUGAUUGGUCAAUCAGUGAUCACAUGAAUAGUAGUAAACACAAUUUCACUUCCUGACAUUAUUGCUUACUAUGUGUGAAAUCUGUGAAUGAUCACAGUGGUCACAUGGUACAAGGCUAUUCACAACAGCCUUUUACCAUGUGACAAGCUGUGACCAAUCACAGCUCUCACAUUUAGUGAGUACUGCUAGAGAGUUUUCUUUUUUCUUGGGAGAGUGCAUGUGAUCAGCACAGGGCCAACCAGCACUGUCCGGACAGAGGUCAGUGGU
This is a messenger RNA of Staurois parvus, 473 nucleotides long. The record is from the annotation of a GenBank genome assembly. Lineage: Eukaryota; Metazoa; Chordata; Amphibia; Anura; Ranidae.